GUGUUUACAGAAAAAAAAAUAAACUAAAGGAUGAAUGAAUCUUUUUAUGAAGUCUCAAACGAUUUUGCAGAUGCUCUAAAGGACAACAAGAAUUCUAGUGAAGGUAUUUACAUGAAUGAAGUCCCAGAAGCUCAAGUGACCAAAACCAAUGAAACAUCUUUGGCUUCAGUUUCAAAACCCACCAGAUGUUACAGACUGGCUGUGGUGUGUCUGCUGAUGCUGGUUGUUCUUUUGCUGGUUGCCAUUGCAAUGCUGUGGGUAAAUUUUAUUAACCUGACUACUGAGAGAGACCAGUUACAGACCAGUUACAACAACCUGACUAUUGAGAGAGACCAGUUAAAGACCAGUUACAACAACCUGACUGAAGAGAAGAACCAGCUACAAGCCAGUUACAAGUACCGCACAUCAGAUAAAGCUGACUUAGAGACUAGUAACAAAAAACUGGCUAAUGAGAGGGACCAGUUUCAGAGAAGCAGAGAUGAACUCCAGAAAAGAUAUUCUCAACUGAAGAAAGACAUUAACACACCAGGAUGGAGAUACUUCAGCUCCAGUAUUUACUACAUCUCCACUGAGAAAAAGAGCUGGAGGGAGGGCAGAGAGGAUUGCAGGAGAAGAGGAGCAGACCUGGUGAUCAUAAAGAGCAGGGAGGAACAGGACUUUGUUGAGGUGUGGAGAAGAGGUGAAGGUGCUUGGACUGGUGCAAAUGACAUAGACAGAGAGGGAAACUGGAAAUGGGUGGAUGGUACACCAGUGAUUAGUGGGUUCUGGAGUAGUGGGGAACCCAACAACAAAGGUGAUGAGGACUGUGCUGUAUCUGGCUAUCGGUCUGAACCUGUACCGAACUGGGUUGAUGUUUCGUGCAGUUCCCAGUAUAUUUGGAUCUGUGAAAAGAAAAUCAAUAGCUGAAUCGUAUAUAAAUGAAGUGUAUAUACAUAUAUUUGGAAUCAGAAUUGCAGUUUUCAGUCUAAUCUGCAUCUUUUGCUGAUACACAUUAUGACUUGAGUAUCUUUCACGUUAAUAUUUUUAUGGAAUGUGUUAACUGUAUUAGUAAAACUGGAUUAUUUUAUUUUUCAUUACAUGAUUAUUUUCUUCUCUUUUGUGUAAAGCACUUUGAAUUACUAUUGUGUAUGAAAUGUACCAUACAAAUUAACUUGCCUUGCUUUGAUCUUUUUUUUUACCACAUAACAAUUAAUGUAAUUUUCCGAAUGAUAUUUGUUAAUUUUUGUUAUAUAAAUAAAAUAAUUUAC
Molecule: messenger RNA, 1247 nt
Organism: Clarias gariepinus (North African catfish)
Lineage: Eukaryota; Metazoa; Chordata; Actinopteri; Siluriformes; Clariidae
Product: CD209 antigen-like protein C
Exons: 5
Coding region: 31-906 (291 amino acids)
Biological process (GO): biological process involved in interspecies interaction between organisms
Cellular component (GO): external side of plasma membrane
Molecular function (GO): fucose binding; D-mannose binding
Source: RefSeq, a predicted model, not a curated record